AUUAUCGCCGCUGAAUUUUUCCUAUGUCCCGCAGUGUUCAAUCAGUUUCUCACAUUAUUAUUUUUAACGUUCUGUAUAUUGAGUCAGUCGCUGCGUCUGAUUGUUUGAACAAUAAAUAAUGCUCCUGUGAAUAGUCAUUUAUCCAUUAUGUCAAAAAUUCCUAACCUUAUUUCUGUGAUGAAUUUGUGAUUCAAAAUAAAUAUUGAAUGUAUCCAAUACAGAUUCAGUUGGACAAACCAGUCAUUUGUCAUGGCUAAUAUGCAAACAGAAAUUCGUAAACUUUCUUCAGCUGAAACUUAUGGGCUUGUUAAAAUAUUGAACGAUUCAAACUCUUGGAUAGAUCUGAUGCAAAUCAUACCGAACGAAAGUGGAAAUUUAUUUAAGUAUAACACAGAUCACAUUAGAUUAAUUCAAAAUGAAGCCUCAGAUAAAAAAUCAUGUGCUGAAAUAUUAUUGGAUGAAUGGGGCACGUCCGGUCGUAAAAGACCUACUUUAGAAUUUUUAUUAGAUCUUUUACUAAAAGCGAACCUAUUCAGGGCAGCUGAUUAUAUAUUAGUUGAUAUACUAAAAGGUGUUCCUGCUCCGCGACCAUCAGAAGGACCUGCUGCUAAGAUUGAUACUUCUAUGCAUAUGGGAAAUUCAUUGGAAACUAUACAAGAAAACAAAUUUUUGGCUGAAAAAGUAUGUACAAAAAACAUAUCACAAUCAUCUAAUUUAGAGCCAGACAUUUUAUCUGCAAUACAACAAGAUUGUAUACCAGACUUUGCAGUUUUAUUGAGUACAUCACAAAAAUCAGGUCAUUUAUCAGAUAUCGAACCAGAAAUUACAAAUUCUGCAGUUAGUUCCUAUGCUCCGUCAUCUGGGUAUAUACCUGACUUAGCUGCAUUAGAUAUUAUACCAUAUUCAACUCAAAACAGUACUGAAAAUAUGAGAUCUGACAAACAAGAUUGUAGUAGUGAAAAUUUGAAUGUCAUUGUGAAAGAUCCACAAUAUGCUACAUCUGCUUUUAGGUUACCAAAUUUAUCAGAGCUAAAUAUAAAUAGAUCAUUUUUAGAGAAUUCUACCUCAGAUGUUAUGCCAAUAGUAGAUUCUAAUAUAAAUUCAGAAAUUAAUUGUUAUCCAUAUAAGCUUUUAGAAAUGCAUACAAAUAAUUUUAAUGAUGCCUUAUAUGGGCAACCUGGAGGUUGCAGGUUGGGUUCUGGAGCAUUUGGUACUAUUUAUUUAGGUCAAGAUUUAAGUGUGAGGCCACUAGCAGUAAAGAGGCUUCAUAAAAUUGAUUCCGAGAACAUUAAUUUAUUUAAAAAUGAAAUAGAAAUAAUGUCUAAUCACAGACAUAAAAAUUUAUUAAAAUUGUUUGGAUAUUCAGUUGAUGGCCCCACAUAUUGCUUGAUUUAUGAAUAUAUGCCUGGAGGGUCUUUGCAAGAUAGAUUGAAAAUGGAUGAUAAUAAAUUGUGUGGUGGUAGCCGGAUUAAUAUUGCAAUUGGUUGUGCUGAGGGUAUUUUUUAUCUACACAAUAUACCCAUAAUACAUAGAGAUGUGAAAUCAGCUAACAUAUUACUUGAUGAAAGAAAUCAGCCCAAGUUAAGUGAUUUUGGACUUAUUAAAAAAACAAAUAGUGCGUUAUGUUCAGCACAAACUACUACAAUAUUAGGAACAUCAGCUUAUAUGUCACCAGAAGCUCAUCGUGGAGAUAUUUCUGAAAAGAUGGAUUGCUAUAGCUUUGGAGUAGUACUUUUAGAACUUAUAACGGGCUUACCACCUCUUGAUGAACAUAGAGAAGGCUGUGAUAUAGUAACACAUAUAGAGCAAUAUUGUGAUUCAGGAGUUGAAGGUAUUGAUAAAUUAAUUGAUGAAAGGCCUGGACCAUGGUUAAUGACUGCACGGGAAAUGUACAAAGUAGCUUUAGCAUGUUUACGAGAGAAGCGAAAUAGGCCUAUAAUGCAAGAGAUAUUAGAAAGUUUAAAAUCAGUAAAUAUGUAAAUAUAUAAAUUAUAUGAAUUACCAU
This is a messenger RNA of Ctenocephalides felis (cat flea), 2005 nucleotides long. RefSeq names its product interleukin-1 receptor-associated kinase 4-like. Gene Ontology annotation, biological process: protein phosphorylation. The coding region runs from base 250 to 1980 and encodes 576 amino acids. Gene Ontology annotation, molecular function: protein kinase activity; ATP binding. NCBI's taxonomy places the organism in Eukaryota, Metazoa, Arthropoda, Insecta, Siphonaptera, Pulicidae. The transcript is spliced from 6 exons. The record is from RefSeq and is a predicted model, not a curated record.